Dromaius novaehollandiae (emu) is the source of this 4383-nucleotide messenger RNA. Its product is annotated as BPI fold-containing family B member 4-like. Bases 2509 to 3888 code for a protein of 459 amino acids. The record is from RefSeq and is a predicted model, not a curated record. Gene Ontology annotation, molecular function: lipid binding. The transcript has 18 exons. Lineage: Eukaryota; Metazoa; Chordata; Aves; Casuariiformes; Dromaiidae.
GGGCCCCGCCGCGCCGCCGGUUCGAGCCUCGGCCCUGCCGCGUCGUCUGGCUGCCGGGGCGGCAUCGGGCCUCACGUUGCCUCCGGCAGCACCCGGGAUGGCCCCGAGGCCGUGCCGCUCUUGCUUGCCGCCCUGCGGGUGGGUGGGUGUGAGCCGCCCCCCGGUGAGUCCGGGAGCGAGGUGUCCAUGCAGGGCCUGGCGCCGUGGGCCGCGCUCCCGGCCUGGCUCUGACCACCUCCCGCUUCACCGGCUGCGAAAACGCGGCUGCAUCUCGCUUCCCUCCCCUCGGCGGCGGCCGGGCUGCUGCGAGAUGGCGGCGCCUGUCACCAUCCCGGCCUAGUGCGGCCUCCUCGUCUCCGCCUGUCCGCGUGGCGCCUCGAAGCCCGGCCUGAGGCCCGACCGCCGCCGGAGCCGCGUCUCUGCUGAGAGCUGAGAACAAGCCACAAGGCCGAAAAUCUUCCCUUGCAGAAGAUAUAUGUCUGUAAUAAAGGCUGCUGCUAAUUCUUUCCUGGGAUUAAGAGGUACCAUCAAGGAAAACUUUGCCCGAUAUUGCUUUUCUUUUUGUAAAGUGAAGCUUUCCCAAACCUGAGGCGAGACAGAAACGUGACUGUGAUUCUGUGCUGCUCUCUUGCAGUCAGAUGGAAAUAGCUGUCUUUAUUCAAAGUCUCGGUUGGCGCCGCGAUCCAGACAUUUCCUUAGACAACAAAAUGGACAGAAAUCCAUUUUCCAGGCUGGAAGGAAGGCAAAAAAUAAAUUGGAAGAAUGAAGAGUGAAGAGGAAUUGAGGCGUUCACAGGGCUUUCAGCAUGAAUGAUUUGAAGUGAUGGGAAGAAGGCAGGUACAGCAUUUGUUUGUUUAAAAGACAGGACUAGAUUUGACUUUAAGAUGCGCAUUGCAUCGCUGAGAAGUCCGCUGCCAUGUUUCUGCUGGGAGACGUGCACAUACGGCACGUAGUGCACAUACGGCACGUAGCACACGUGCGGUGAUUGCGGUGCAGGCCGCUUGCUUGCAGACACAAGGUGACUCUCGCAUGGGGUGGUUCUGGCCACGUGCCCCAAAGGCAGGGCGCUUGAGCUGUGCAUGCACCAUGGCCUGUUGUCCGAGAUUCCCGGGUGUCCAAAAAGAGGGUUGUAGCUGCUUCUGCUGGUCUGAGCAGGCCCUUGGAUAUCAGGCCGUUCGUGGCAAGCAACCAAGUUUGUCUUUUUUGGGCUGGAAGAAGAAGAAUGUCCCAGGGGAGCCUGGAGUAUGACAGCCCCGACAAAGUCGAAAUGGAAGAUGGCCACCCAGAGAGUGGUUCAAGACAGCUUUUAGAUUUCAUCUCACUCUCCAGAGUGACCAACAGACACCUACUAAAUCUCAUAAAAUUCAGUGAAACCAGCACCUGCCCAAAGCAUCUGGUGUUGUAUCUGGGGCGGGACUUGCAGGCGGGAGCACGGUGCUGCUAAGGAGCAUUGCCCUGUGCCGCAGGUGCUACGUGGUCUGAAGGAGUGCUCGCCUGGUCUCUGUUACCACAUCUGCUCUGUAGCGUGGUGGUACUUGAGGCCUCUUUGCAGACUUUCCCACCUGGUGUUGCUUGAUUAAGCUGUAAGUCCUGUGGUACAAGAUGCAGCUUUCAGCCUUGCGUUGUGGAGCUCUGCUGUCUUGUUAAGGCCUGAGGACGUGUGUGCAAAAUGCUCGUCAUUCUUUAUUUCAGUUCUUGCACUGCAGCUCAUCGCAGUAGCAUCUGGAUAACAGAGUUUGUCCCUUUUCUGUAGCUGAUAAGGUUCCGCUCAUUUUACUUUGGUUUGCAUCUCGGAAGCAGAAAGUUUCCUGUCUAUAAAAUUCCCAGAGACAUUGAUUUGCUGUUGUCUCAUUGUAGCAAUUUUACUGUCUGCCUUGCUGUUUAUGCUCAGCAUUGCAGAUGCAUCCGGAAAUCAAUGCUGCUGUUCUGGGUCUUUUUGACAGGCAGCUCCUCAGAACCGUUGGCAGUGAGUUUUGUGCGCUUCUCCCUGUUUUUCCUUCUUGUGCUCUCUGCGUGGUCCUUCCUCAACAUAACGUUCCUGUUUUGAGUGUUCCAUAUGUAGGAAACUGCACGGGCGAGCGAUCAGACAGCAGUGAAUCCGCCGAGGGUGCUUCUGACGUCUGCCCACGCACGACGCGCCACGAGUCCCCGUUUGAAUUCGUCCCUGUGGAACAUGGGUGACCAGACCAGAACAAAGCGCUCGGAUAAGAUCUUCCCAGGGCCCUGCACAAUGGAAACUUCUGCGAAGCCGGGCCAGAGCUCCGUGCCGAGGAUGCCGUCCCUGCGUCGUCCGCGCGGGCUGCUGGAGGGCCCCAGCGCGUCGCUGCUGCCGCCCUCCCGGUGUCCUGCCGUGACAUGUCUGCUGUGCCGCAGCCGGGCAAAACCACUGCUGCUGGGAAAAAAAGGGGAAGACGCAAAGAGUCUUGACUACAUCUAAGAGAGCCAGAGCUGACCCGAGAACCUUUCACAGAUCACCACAGUUGAUGCAGCAGGAGAGUCUCUUUGGAGAUGAAGAUGUUCAAGAUUUUUGGAGCUCUCUUUUUCUGCGGCCUGCUGACACCGUCUCAGGAAGUACCGCCUGAUCUGUCCUGCGCAGUCAGCCCAGGCGCACUGCGGAAUGUUCUCGCAGGAGCCAUGCUUCAGAACGGGCUUCUCCAGCAGCACCUCCAGAGCCUCGUGCUCCCAAACAUCAUGGGUGAGGGAGGUCUGCUGAAUGCACCCAUCAGCAUCACUGGACUGCACCUUGUCAAGGCUCAGUUCCCCGACCUGUCAGUGAUACUGCUGCCUGGAAUUGGGGUCCAGAUGACCAUCGUUGCAAAGCUAGAUCUCAAAGGCAACAGCUUGGUUGGUCUUCUCUCAGAAAUAAUUGAUAUCGUAUUGGAUGUGUCCAUUACUGCAAACAUUAAAUGCACGAAUUAUGAAUUGGGUACAGUCCAGGUUAUUAUUGAAGACUGCCUCUGUAUUUUUGGUGCCAUAAAGAUGAAGCUCCUUUCUGGCUUACUGUCCCUAUCAAUAAAUGACUUGGUGUAUAACCAGUUGACAGGAGCUCUGCCUCGUUUGCUGUGUUCCGUGAUCAAUAUAGUUGUCAAUCUUGUGAGCAUCCAGCUCUUAGGCACUCUCAAUGCGGUGAUCCCACUUGGUACAGCAGGAACAAUUCAGUAUCAGCUCGCCCGCCUUCCAUUUACAUCUGGCUCGUUUCUUGGGUUGGAUUUAGAUGGUACAGUGCAGCAGAUGGGAGGCAGCAUCAUCCCCCAUGACUCAUCCUUCGCUGUUUUGCCUCCUGUGCUGGACAAGCUUCUUGUCUUGGGAUUGCACCAGAGCUUUCUCAAUGAAGUCCUGUCCCUCCUGAUCCAGAGGCCGUCUCAGAGAUUUCCCUGCACUCCAGAAGCCUUCUCUGGUGCCAAACAGCUGAAAGAAGCUGUCAUGACCCUCCUUCCUGCUGGGUGCUCCAGUUGUCCUAGGACCGAUCCUCCAAGCAUUAAGAUAGCAUUGUCUGGGAGCCCCCUUUUGCUCUUGGAAGCAAACAAAGCCAGUCUCAAGCUUUGUGUCAUGAUUCAGCUGUUCGUUCAGCAUUUAGAUGAGUCUGUCCGAAACCUUCUGCUCCUGAAGGCAGAACUUGGUCUAAGUGUCCGUGGUUCGAUUACUGACAGAAGACUGCUGCUCACAGCGUCCCUGAGCAGCAUUGUCCUCUCUUUGGAGUCUUCUGAUGUUGGCAUCAGUAACAUCUCGAGUCUCAAGCCACACUGCAAAAAUCUUCUGGUGGAAAAAUUCUUGCCGCUUCUCGAUGGUUGUCUGAGACUCGGAAUCCCCCUGCCAAAUGUGCUGGGCAUUCAGUUAAUAGACGCAGAUGUCCGAAUAUUAGCGGGCAUGUUGGUAAUUCUUGUGUGAACUGGCGAGUACAAAGCAUGGAGAAGUCUUUCCGAUUAUACCACUGGGCAGAAAAAAAGGAAGAAAGACCGGCAAGGAUGAAGCAUCAAGACUGGCAUUAUUUUCUUUCCUUUUCUAAACUUGAUUCAAGAUUCUUGGUCACAUUUUAAGGCACUUUAAAUCUAACUGGCUCACGUGAGUACUAACAUAAUUGUAUAAGCCAAAAACAGGUAGCUCAGUGUACAAAUAUUUCAUUUGGUGAAUUUGCAUAAUUUAGAGGGCACAGUUAUAGCAAUUGUAUGUGAUACUGCAGUUGAAUGGUUAAAUUCCUUGAAAAAUUUGUUCCUGAGGCAAAAAUGUUCUUGAUAUAAUGAAAAAGUCAAUUUGGUGCAUGUGGCUUUGUAAGUAAAUGUCACCAUCCAUGUUCAGAAGAAUAUGAAGUUCUGAGUAGAAGGCUCAGGAUACAUUUUUCAUGCAACUCUUUUAAUAAAUGUUCCUACUUUUUAGUGCUUGGAA